AUGACGAGCAACCACGAGCCUGUGAAGGAUGUCCUCAUCCAGAUGGAUGUGCAUGCCAUUCUGGUGGAACAUCUGGGACUCAGGGACGAUGACUUGAUUUACUACACGCUGAUGCUCACCAAGAACCUCUCAAGGACCACCGCGCAGCGCAUGGCCCUGAAGAAGUGUGGCGGUGUUUCAGAGCUGGUGACCCUGCUGCGGAUGCUGGUGACGAUGCCACAGAAGCAUCAGCUCAUCGCAGAGCUGGCUAGCAACAUUGGACAGCUCUGCAAUGAGGAG
Molecule: messenger RNA, 279 nt
Organism: Durusdinium trenchii
Lineage: Eukaryota; Dinophyceae; Suessiales; Symbiodiniaceae
Source: the annotation of a GenBank genome assembly